Molecule: messenger RNA, 390 nt
Organism: Melampsora larici-populina 98AG31
Lineage: Eukaryota; Fungi; Basidiomycota; Pucciniomycetes; Pucciniales; Melampsoraceae
Exons: 3
Coding region: 1-390 (129 amino acids)
Source: RefSeq, a predicted model, not a curated record
AUGACUUGGAAAGUCGAUGGGACAUUGCAAAAUGACAAUGUACCUGGUAAUAUUCUGGUAAUACCUUACUUGGUUCCACAAGGAAUACAAAGGACGAUAAUAGGCGCGGCAAUCUGUGUUUCUUCUCAGUCAGCUAACAUAUGUGGAUAUGGGGAAGCAAAACGGAAAGCCUUACCUGUGCAGGCCCAGUCGAAGAGAUGGUGGUUGAAUGAGGUGGCGGGUAGGAUUAGUGGUUGGUGUAUGGUGGGAUGGGUACUGUAUGGUGCGACUGAGCAGGAAUGUGGCAAAGCUAUGAGGGUAACACUUACAGUGCUGGAUGGUGGAGAUGGGGUACACACGACGUGUCCACGCAAUGGGACAAGUGCAGAGGAUCCCGGCGUAGACCCAUGA